CCCGCCGGGACCCCCGCCGCCGCGCCCGCCGCCGCCGGGCCGGCGCCCUCCGGUUUCCUUCCUCCAGGGGGAAAAAAAUGUCCUUCGGGCCGCCGUCCGGGAAGCGGCAGCAUGUGGCGCUCCGCUGUCAGUAGCAACCAGGUCAGCGCCCCCUCUCCGCGUCUUGCCUCUUCAGCUCUCGCGCUCAGGUGGGACAGAGCCAGCUGCGCAAACCAUGCAGGAUGAUUUACUGAUGGACAAAAGCAAAACCCAGCCCCAGUCUCAGCAGCAGCAGCAGCAGCAGCAGCGGCAGCAGCAGCAGCAGCAACAGCUCCAGCCCGAGCCCGGCGCAGCCGAAGCCCCGUCCACGCCCCUCUCCUCAGAGACCCCCAAGCCCGAAGACAGUAGCGCAGUGCCGGCCCUCAGCCCCGCCUCGGCCCCGCCAGCCCCCAACGGUCCCGACAAGAUGCAGAUGGAGUCGCCGCUCCUGCCGGGCUUGAGUUUCCAUCAGCCCCCUCAGCAGCCGCCGCCGCCGCCGCAGGAGCCCGCGGCGCCCGGAGCGUCGCUGUCGCCGUCCUUCGGCAGCACCUGGUCCACGGGCGCGACGAACGCGGUGGAGGACAGCUUCUUCCAGGGGAUCACCCCAGUCAACGGGACCAUGCUCUUCCAAAACUUCCCGCACCACGUCAACCCGGUCUUCGGAGGCACCUUCUCGCCGCAGAUCGGCCUGGCGCAGACCCAGCACCACCAGCAGCCGCCGCCGCCCGCGCCGCAGCCGCCGCCGCCCGCGCAGCCCCCGCAGGCGCAGCCCUCGCAGCAGCGCCGCUCGCCCGCCAGCCCCAGCCAGGCGCCCUACGCGCAGAGGAGCGCCGCCGCCUACGGCCACCAGCCCAUCAUGACCAGCAAGCCGUCCUCGUCCUCGGCCGCUGCGGCCGCUGCGGCCGCGGCUGCCGCCUCCUCCGCCUCGUCCAGUUGGAACACGCACCAAAGCGUGAACGCCGCCUGGAGUGCCCCGUCCAACCCAUGGGGUGGCCUACAGGCGGGCCGGGACCCUCGCCGUGCCGUCGGCGUGGGCGUGGGAGUGGGUGUGGGGGUACCCUCCCCGCUUAACCCCAUCUCGCCGCUCAAAAAGCCCUUCUCCAGCAAUGUGAUCGCGCCACCCAAGUUCCCUCGUGCGGCCCCGCUCACCUCCAAGUCCUGGAUGGAGGAUAACGCCUUCCGGACCGAUAAUGGUAACAAUCUGUUGCCUUUUCAGGACCGGAGUAGGCCCUAUGACACUUUUAACUUGCACUCCUUGGAGAACUCCUUAAUGGAUAUGAUAAGGACUGAUCAUGAGCCUCUGAAAGGUAAACACUACCCUCCCAGUGGCCCACCAAUGAGUUUCGCUGAUAUAAUGUGGAGGAAUCAUUUUGCAGGACGCAUGGGAAUAAAUUUUCACCAUCCAGGAACAGAUAACAUUAUGGCUCUUAAUACCAGGAGCUAUGGGCGGAGACGAGGUCGGUCUUCUCUCUUUCCCUUUGAAGACGCCUUCUUGGAUGACAGCCAUGGUGAUCAGGCCUUGUCAUCUGGCUUAAGUUCUCCCACUCGAUGUCAAAAUGGGGAACGAGUAGAACGCUACUCUAGGAAGGUGUUUGUUGGAGGCCUUCCUCCUGACAUCGAUGAAGAUGAGAUCACGGCCAGCUUUCGCAGGUUUGGACCUCUCGUGGUGGACUGGCCUCACAAAGCAGAGAGCAAGUCGUACUUCCCUCCUAAAGGGUAUGCCUUCCUGCUGUUCCAGGAGGAGAGCUCAGUGCAAGCUUUGAUAGACGCCUGCCUAGAGGAGGACGGGAAACUGUACCUGUGUGUGUCCAGCCCCACCAUCAAGGAUAAACCUGUGCAAAUUCGACCAUGGAACCUAAGUGACAGUGACUUUGUAAUGGAUGGUUCUCAGCCUUUGGACCCCAGAAAAACUAUCUUUGUUGGGGGAGUUCCACGACCCCUUCGAGCUGUUGAACUGGCAAUGAUAAUGGACCGUUUGUAUGGUGGUGUAUGCUAUGCUGGCAUUGAUACAGACCCAGAGCUGAAGUACCCCAAAGGUGCUGGGCGUGUUGCAUUCUCCAAUCAGCAGAGUUACAUUGCAGCCAUCAGUGCACGUUUUGUGCAGCUUCAACACAACGACAUUGACAAACGGGUGGAAGUGAAACCAUAUGUGCUGGAUGAUCAGAUGUGUGACGAGUGCCAGGGCACGCGCUGCGGUGGGAAGUUUGCCCCAUUCUUCUGUGCCAACGUCACCUGUCUGCAGUACUACUGUGAAUACUGCUGGGCCAGCAUCCACUCCCGAGCCGGCCGAGAGUUCCACAAACCGCUGGUGAAGGAGGGAGGCGACCGCCCCCGGCACGUCCCAUUCCGCUGGAGCUGAGCCCUGGGCGACCCCGCUACAAGUACUGGAGUAGAUCACAAGGAGGAAGAGAGGGCACUGCCUCAGGGCUCAUGGUGUUCUGGAAAUCUGUGCAUUCGUUCUCGAUUUUUAAAGAAGAAAUGGGUCUUUUUAUUAUUAUUAUUAUUAUCAUUUACAGUCAUAUUACUGAACUCAGCGUCCAGUAUAAUGCAGAAUCGCAGAGUGUGUAACGGUACCCAUUUGCACUUUGACUCACACCGUGUCUGCUUGGUCCCUUGAUUUCUUACACCUGACCUGUCACCUCCACAGUGCGUAGACUGCCAUUCUCAUCAGCGGCCGUCAGGUUGACGGCUGCGACUCUGUGUUUGAUGUUGUGUUGUUGUCGCUCUGAUUGGUCUUGAACUGGAGCACGCGCUUAUUUUCAGAGACUUAGAGAGUCGCCCCUAGGACAAGACUUACCAAAGGCCAUGUGUGUAAGUAGAGGCCGAUAUAGCAAACACUUUACAAUCAGCAAUCAGUAGUGGGGCCACGUAGCGUAAGGAUAGCCCUUAACGAAAAUAAGCCUGUAGUCGCUUUGUACUUUGACGUGUACGGAUACCUCACGAGCCGGAUCUUUAGUUUCUCCUUCAUGUUUGACUUUUGUUUUGCUGAGGAUUUGGGUUAGAUUUUUAGUGUUAUGUAAAUUUAUGCUGCAAUAGCUUUUGCUGCUAUUAAAAUGGUAUUGUUGAUACCAUAAUACUCUAUUCAGGCUAAGGUAUCAAUUAAAAACAAAAACAAGAACCCAACAACACACUUCCAUGGUUUAGGGAUAGAGCCAGCUGCCGGAGGGAGCUCGUAAGAGAGCAGAGAGAGCCAGCGGAGGCCGCCAAUCCUGACUGCAUGUUUACUUAAUGCGGUUGCUGCAUGCAAUAAGUUUUAUAUCAAUGUCUAGUAUAAAACCUUCCCACAAUGCACAAAUUAAGAAUCUAUAUAAGCUAUAAAAUACUCAUGUUUUAAAAGAUUUCUUUUUCAUUCAAAGAAUUGGCAACGUGUGGGAGGAAGGCAUGCCUCAGUGGGUGGAACGCUUAUGGGCUGGAAGAGCCCAUAACGGGACAACCGUUACUACAACCCGUAGAAAACCUAGGUGUAGGACACUCUUCCAGCAAACCUGUGGGUGAUAGAGGAAGUACUUGCGGUGCUCUGUUAUAUACUGUGCAAUUUAUUUUCUAUAGUCAAGUGAUUAUGUCUAACUGUGAUCAAACGUAACUGUCUCAAGCCUCUGUGUCGGACAUUGAUGAACCUGAGCAUUCAUACCUGGCAUAUUACUAAGUAGCCAUGAGCUCUGAGUUAGGACCUCCUAGCGCUCGUACCACUACACGUAGCUCAGACCCUGCCAGGAAGCCAAAGAGCUCAUCUUAGCUUAAAGACACUAAGAGCAGACACACUAUCUAGAAAUACGUCGUCAGAUUGACGGAGGUACAUCUUUAAGAAAGCCACGUCAGGGUGAUGCUAAAGAAAUCUGUCCCAAGCGAGAUGGCCUGGGCCUUCUGUGUGAGACAGUAGCUACUAGUCCCUGGAUUUCCCUGUGAAGCUUGAAUAGAAGGAAGCCUGCUCGCGCUCCUUUAGCAUCACUCCUGGACCACAGAGAGUAACAGAAACACGCACGGUGAUUGCAAGACUCUGUAAAGCUUUUUAAACCUUCUUCCUUUGUUUUGAAUUCUGGGGACAGUCUGCCUGGAUGUGGCUCUGCAGAGUAGAUUUAAGUCACUGUGUUUUUGUGCUGUGAUGUCCUUGUACUGUCUCGAAGUUAGUGUUGCUUGUUUUUGUUGUAGUUUGUUCUUUGUUUUUGUUUUUGUUUUUUUUUCUCUCCAGUGUUUAGUUGUGAAUACUGGCUCUCCAGCUACAGUUUGUUUUCAAAAAAGAAGAAACAAAAUAGUUUUUUACUGAAUUAAAAGAUGCCUAUUAGAACCCUCCCCCUUUGGGGUUUUCUCUGGGCCUUUUGGAAAUAAUUGCUUUUCUGCAGCCCAGAUGUGGUUUGGUUUUAUUUGGUUUGGUUUUAUUUUUUUCUAUGUUUGUGUUUUUUUUUUUUUUCAUCUGUAUGGGAAAUUUUGUUACGCACUACUACUUUUUAUAUUCUAGAACGUUUUCAAAAGUUGGCUGAUGAUUUUUGUUCGUUUGUUUUUAAGGAAAAAGGCAUGCUUUCUGACUGACAUGAUCUUUUGCAAUACCUCAAUUUUGAAAUAUAGGAAAGAAAAUGAUAUUUUCUAAGUAAGUUUAUUCAGAAAAUAUAUAUUAAUUUAAUUCUGCAAGAAAAUGAUUUAACAGAUGGGUAACUUUAUUUUUUUCAUGCUUAUUUGUGUUUUUUGAAAAUGAAGUUAGAGCUUUAUAACUAUAAUAUUAAAGAUCAUAUCUAACCUACAGAAAUCUACCUAAUUAUGUGAAAGAUGCAAAUGUUUGGAAGAAGCACCCCUCUUUCAUGUACUAAAGUAACCCUGAGCCCUAGAGAAGCUGGAGGACGCGCAGCGUAAAGCUAACUGCGAAGGCCGUGGGGGCCGCAGAGGCCAGGCUGAGAGGUUCCACCUGGUGCUGAGGCUGUGGCUAGGCGAUGGAGACUACUUUCCCUUAAUUUGUAUAUUUAUAAUCAAGUGUUGAUUGUGCGACUGACCAGGAUUGUGAAAGAGUUCUUCUGUUUGUAUUUUUUUAAAGAGAACUUUUUUAGUUUAUUAAAUUAUAACAUGUUCCCUUUUGUUUUGUAAAUAAACGUGCCCCCCCCAAGUUCUUAAUGUUAUAUUAAAAGAGAGGGUCCUUCAAAAAACUUAUUUUUUAAAACACAGAGGUGUUCUGCCCUGCAACUUGACUGGGAAGCCCCGGGUAGCACAGGGCCUGCUGUGGCCUCUCCGAGGGACACUUGAACUAGCGGGCUCCGAAGCUGUAACUAACCUCGCCUCUUUGUCGUUACGUGCAAUACUGUUUGUACUGUUUGUAUAAAAAUAGAAAAAAGAAAAGAAAAAAGGCCUAAACCUUUAUUGCAGAUUUAUUUUCAUUGCAGACUUUCGACAUUGUGACUCACAGAGCUCAUUUUCUACUGUCAAAUAUGUACCUUUUCCUCAUGCUGGUAUUUUUUCAAUAGUAACGUAGCCUUUGUACUGAGACAAAUUUUCAUUGUUAUUUUUAGAAAGAUUUUUUGCUAAGAAAAAAUUAAACAUAUUUACAUAUUUUUCAUUUUAUUUCGUAUUUUCUUUAAGGAGUGCUUUCUCAAUCAUUACUAGAGUUGUUUCUGGGAGGGACUUUCAUAUCUGGUCAACGUCAUAAUAUUAUUUUGUAUUUUUACUUGGAAUAAAUUAAUUUUAUGAUGCUAAUUCUUUAAAAGUUUAUUUUUUUCAUUUUCAGUUAUUUUUGAAGCUAAAACCUUUGUAAUAUUGUUACUAAAGUGUCUAGUUUUUUGAACUGCAAAGCUUUAUGUAUCAACUUGCUGAUGUGGUUUACAGUAGUGGCAAGGAUGGAAACGGCUGGUUCUGUGAACGGGACUGUAACGGACAACUGGGCAAUAAAGUGACAGAGUGAGCAGAACGCGCGAGACCCUGACAAGCCUUUUCCUUUAUGACAGUGUUUAGUGUGAGACUAGGGGUGUCACAGUACAGGUCUCUGAGGAUGUCACAGUGGCUUUAUACAACACCAGAUGCAGCCAAAUCUGUGGCCCAAUAACGAAGUCACCCUCCUGAAACAGCGUUGGGUGUGAAGCCUAGCUCGGCCAGCAGUGUCCAGUGCUUUCCCUAAAACUAUGUCGAGCGUGUGUGUGUGUGUGUGUGUGUGUGUGUGUGUGUGCGUGCGCGUGCAUGCGUGCGUGUGUGUGUGUGUGUGUGUGUGUGUGUGUGUGUGUGUGAAUCCACCACCAGCCGCUGUCCAUGUGUGAGCUGGUGCCUUUCCUCCCAAACUUGGACUCACAUGCACAGUGGUGAUGUGUGUGAGAAGACACCUGUGUGUUGCAUGACUUGAGUGCCUCACCUGACACGGGCCCUGGCGGCCCUGGGGGAGCACACAGAAUGCCACCACUGUGUAUGUGUCAGAUGCAUCUUUCUCCCAGUCUGCUCUCUGUCCUGGCGCCCCUUGUUUGCCUUUUCUUGGGGUGAUAUCGGGCCACUCUGCAUGAUCUGCCUUCCUGCUGCUGCUUCUCCGGUCUCCCCCCACGCCCCCUCCACCCUGACUCCCACCCUGGCCUGCACUGUGAAAGCAGCUGUCGAAAGGCGUCUGCAGUCCCCGGACCUCUAUGCAGAGCUGGUGUUGUGUAAACAGAACAUCCAGGGACUCUAGGUAGACGGUGCGUUGCCGCUGGUUGUCGUGGCCUCUUCUCCGCCCGUCCCAGCGAGCGGGGAGGAGGUUAAUCCAUGACUGGGACGAGCGUGUGUCCAGAGUCGGCUCUUGGGUUCGCUCUCUGUAUUCAGUUUUGUAAAUAAUAUAUAGAUUAGAUGAAGUUGUGAUGUAAAAUUUUAACUCAAAUCGGGUCCUAUUGGUUGGAAUUUUACAUUAACCACAAAUACAUGAUUAGGAACAGAAGAAAUUGGGAACUUAUUGUUUAGUGGUAUAGAUUAUGCGUAGAUCUCUGCCUCUAUCUUGUGUUUUGUUGCUUGCUAGUGAGGCAUGGGCUAGUGCAGUGUCCUGCAUUUGUGCAAUUAGCAAAUAACUGCUAGUUUUCCUUUCAUCUAUUACAUUAGCAACAAAGUGGCAUUUAACUGGGUAAAGCUCCUACCCACAUAUUUGAGUAUUGUGACAUCUCAGCUUGCAAGGUUUGAAUGAAAGAUUAGUCACAGAUUAGUGAAAAAAAAAAAAAGUGUCUUUUUGUUAAAACUGGCUCAUUUGUAUGGACCACUCCUCUCUCACUAGUUUGUAUGCUCUGUCUGCUAACAGUUCCUUUUUUCUUUUAUGAUAACCAAACUUGUCAAACUCAGCGGCCAUAGUGUUCCAUCCCACCAGAGUAUUUUAUAAUUGACGCUGUCGACUUUAUACCCCAAAAUGGGUCAAGAGUCCAGGAACGUUGACUUUGUAUGAUUACAGGAGUUCAUUGGGACCCUGAGAGCUGGGGUGCUACCACAGGGGACGUUCUGCUUCUGGACACAGUACUGUUGGGGUAGAAAGCAUUAUGUAUUUGUAUUUUUGCUGUGGAAACGAUGGACGGGACUUUUAGAGUGUUCACAGCUCAGAUCUCUGUAUUCGUUUUUCAACUAAAAACUAAUUUUAACCGUACUGUAUCUUUUCCUACUGUUCUCUUGGAUUGUUUUGCUGGUAACCCUUCCUCGGCUUCCGCCCUGGGGCUUGGACUAAUACUGCUUGUAUGGAUUCGCUACUGUGACUGACCGUGGAGCUCAUGCAGCUAUCGCUUAACUGCUUACACUUCGUAGUUUGGACUUUUUUUCUGUAAUAACAACUUAUUAAAUCUAGUUGUAUGA
Messenger RNA from Psammomys obesus (fat sand rat), 7779 nucleotides. RefSeq names its product cytoplasmic polyadenylation element binding protein 3 (gene Cpeb3). Lineage: Eukaryota; Metazoa; Chordata; Mammalia; Rodentia; Muridae. The coding region runs from base 215 to 2377 and encodes 720 amino acids. Gene Ontology annotation, biological process: negative regulation of cytoplasmic translation. Gene Ontology annotation, cellular component: nucleus; cytoplasm; neuron projection. The record is from RefSeq and is a predicted model, not a curated record. Gene Ontology annotation, molecular function: translation factor activity, RNA binding; ribosome binding; mRNA 3'-UTR binding. The transcript is spliced from 11 exons.